CCCAAUUUUCUCUCCCUAUCCUCUCAUUUUUGUAGUGCGCACUGAGAGAGACAAAAAAACAAAAAAAGAUGGAGCCUUUGUUUUUAAGGUUUUCUUUAUGUUGAGGACAUUAGGCUAAGACAAAAAGCUCUGUUUUCUUUCUUUGUUGGAUUUUUGGGUGUUGCUUGUUUGAAGAAAUAAAGCUUUGAGUAUCUCCAAGGUUUCCAUUACAGAGACAAAAGGGGUAUUUGAGCUUAGUUUCUCUGUUUAUGUGUUUGUUGUGCUUUUAAAUCGGGGUUUAAGGUUUAUAGAAGUGGUGUUUCUGGUAACAGUUGAGACUUUUUGAGGGGAUAUUACAGAGUUCAGGAAAUAAAAAAUAUAGAAAUUUGUGUUUUGUGUUUAAUGGGAACAAGAGCAGAACGCAAGGAAGAUUUUGUUGGUGGGUUUGGAUUUGGUGUUGUAGAAAAUUCGCAUAAAGACGUUAUGGUGCUACCUCAUCAUCACUAUUAUCCAUCAUAUUCAUCACCUUCCUCUUCUUCUUUGUGUUACUGUUCUGCUGGUGUUAGCGAUCCCAUGUUCUCUGUUUCUAGCAAUCAGGCUUACACUUCUUCUCACAGUGGUAUGUUCACACCCGCCGGUUCUGGUUCUGCUGCUGUGACUGUAGCAGAUCCUUUUUUCUCCUUGAGCUCUUCAGGGGAAAUGAGAAGAAGUAUGAACGAAGAUGCUGGUGCAGCUUUCAGCGAAGCUCAAUGGCAUGAGCUUGAGAGGCAGAGGAAUAUAUACAAGUACAUGAUGGCUUCUGUUCCUGUUCCUCCAGAGCUUCUCACACCCUUUCCCAAGAACCACCAAUCAAACACUAACCCGGAUGUAACUGUGGCAGUGGCGACAGGAGGCUCAUUGCAGCUGGGGAUUGCUUCAAGCGCAAGCAAUAACACGGCUGAUCUGGAGCCAUGGAGGUGCAAGAGAACAGAUGGGAAGAAAUGGAGGUGCUCUAGAAACGUGAUUCCUGAUCAGAAAUACUGUGAGAGACACACACACAAGAGCCGUCCUCGUUCAAGAAAGCAUGUGGAAUCAUCUCACCAAUCAUCUCACCACAAUGACAUUCGUACGGCUAAGAAUGAUACUAGCCAGCUUGUGAGAACUUAUCCUCAGUUUUACGGACAACCUAUAAGCCAGAUCCCUGUGCUUUCUACUCUUCCGUCUGCCUCCUCUCCAUAUGAUCACCACAGAGGACUGAGGUGGUUUACGAAAGAAGAUGAUGCCAUUGGAACCUUAAACCCGGAGACUCAAGAAGCUGUCCAGCUGAAAGUUGGAUCAAGCAGAGAGCUCAAACGGGGAUUCGAUUAUGAUCUGAAUUUCAGGCAGAAAGAGCCAAUAGUAGACCAGAGCUUUGGAGCAUUGCAGGGUCUAUUAAGUCUAAACCAGACACCACAACAUAACCAAGAAACAAGACAGUUUGUUGUAGAAGGAAAGCAAGAUGAAGCGAUGGGAAGCUCUCUGACACUCUCAAUGGCUGGAGGAGGCAUGGAGGAAACAGAGGGAACAAACCAGCAUCAGUGGGUUAGCCAUGAAGGUCCAUCAUGGCUCUAUUCAACAACACCAGGUGGACCAUUGGCUGAAGCACUGUGUCUCGGUGUCUCCAACAACCCAAGUUCUAGUACUACUACUAGUAGCUGCAGCAGAAGCUCAAGCUAAACAAAUGGCGCUCGAGUUCCGGUUUAGUGAUUAGAAACCAUCGUUGUUAGUGUUUUGUUUGAAAAACUGAGACCUUUUAGCUUUCUGUUGGUGUUUUACGGUUGGAUUUUGCAGUAGACUGCUCUUAUGAAUGGAAAAUUGUUUGAGACAACGCUUUACUUUCACUGCUGGAUUAGUGAAAAGUCAGAA
Messenger RNA from Arabidopsis thaliana (thale cress), 1863 nucleotides. RefSeq names its product growth-regulating factor 8 (gene GRF8). The transcript has 4 exons. The coding region runs from base 382 to 1674 and encodes 430 amino acids. Gene Ontology annotation, biological process: plant organ development; DNA-templated transcription; regulation of DNA-templated transcription. Gene Ontology annotation, cellular component: nucleus. NCBI's taxonomy places the organism in Eukaryota, Viridiplantae, Streptophyta, Magnoliopsida, Brassicales, Brassicaceae. The record is from RefSeq and is marked reviewed. Gene Ontology annotation, molecular function: ATP binding.